Archocentrus centrarchus (flier cichlid) is the source of this 8212-nucleotide messenger RNA. RefSeq names its product zinc finger homeobox 2 (gene zfhx2). The transcript is spliced from 5 exons. Gene Ontology annotation, cellular component: nucleus. Gene Ontology annotation, biological process: regulation of transcription by RNA polymerase II; regulation of neuron differentiation. The coding region runs from base 318 to 5183 and encodes 1621 amino acids. Lineage: Eukaryota; Metazoa; Chordata; Actinopteri; Cichliformes; Cichlidae. The record is from RefSeq and is a predicted model, not a curated record. Gene Ontology annotation, molecular function: RNA polymerase II cis-regulatory region sequence-specific DNA binding; DNA-binding transcription factor activity, RNA polymerase II-specific; zinc ion binding.
CAUCGUCGAGGCAGACCGCGGCGCACGUACUCCUCUUGAAGUCGCUUUUCAGCGUUUAAUUCUUUCACCAAUUACGGCUCGAAGCUCUUAAAAUGAUAGUUUAAAUGGCCAUGUGUUGCACCGCGAGUGUUUAAGGUAUGGAUUUGAGCGCUAGGACGCGUCAAAAAGGGGGUCUGCUGGGCGGCGAGGGAGGAGGGGGUGCGAGUGUUUCUAACACAUCUGUAAGCGGAGCCCACGUUCAUUAAUUAAAUGGCUUUAGUCCGGCUAGGCCUCAAUUUGCGCUGUUGAGCAGCAGGCGGCGGGCAGUGCAACACUAGAUGCCCGACUGGCAGCCCGUAAUCAGAGGGGAGGAGUCUGGAGAGGCGGUGUGCAGUGAAAGGAAUGGGGUGGCAGAGUGGUUGUGCCCCCUGUGCCAAAAAGGGCAAUCAGACAGAUCUUCCUUAUCUCUACAUCUCACCGAACAACACAGCGUGCUUUCAUCGUGUGUCGAAAGGCUGCUGGAUAUUGCUGUUCUAAAACGGGCUGCCCGUGUAGGAGAAGAGGACAAAGGCACUCAGAAGUCCUCAGAUGCUGAAUCUUCACAACUGAAGCCCGCUGACAACGUCACUUCAGACCCCUGCAAAUCUAGCGAGAGUUCAGACGCUACUCAGACGCUUGGAGACAAAGAGAUGGAUGAAGAGAGAAUAAUGGAACAGGAGGGAGGUGAAGCUGAAGCUGAGCCAGAAGAGGAGGGAAAUCCACUCACAGGAGCCAAACAGCAAAAUGCAACUGAAAACACAGAAAUCCCAGACGUUAGUGAAAAGUCAGUUGGUAAAAAUGGUGUGCCAGCUGAAAAUAACACCCGUUCAUUCAAAUGUAAUGCCUGCUUGGAAAGUUUUCCCAGCAGAACUGCCUUGAGUGUUCAUUACAACUCUGCAUCCCACAUUCAGAGAAUGACAACAGGCUCUGGAAAACAAGGUGCAGAAAGUAAUCCUCAAAUUUCUUCAGUUCCAAUUCUGUCUCGGCCAUAUAUAUCAAACAAACCCUACCAGUGUGCUGUGUGUCGAGUUUCCUACAAUCAUGCCAUCACCCUUGAGAGCCAUAUGAAAUCUGUCUUGCACCAGACCCGCAGCAGAAAUGCUGGAAUUGCUGCACAUGCUGCAAACAGUGCAGUGGCUAAUGCUAUUUCAAGAGGUAGUAUCACCAGUGCUCCCAACACUGUAGUUGCCACAUCAGAAAGUGGAAGCAGUCAGUCAGCUACCUCUACCAACUCUGCUGCUCCUGGGACAUUGAUGGUGACUACUGCAAAAGAAGGAGAGCAGAUUACAAGUUCACAAGUGGCUCCCUCCCUCCUUACUUCCCCUGUGGCCUCAGCUCAGGCGGUCUCAGCCUUUCUCACCCUCCUCACUUCCAGUCCCAGCACCCUGUCACACUCCCUCCUCCCCUCCCUGUUUGCAGCUGGUGCUGCUCCUGGUGCCGCUGCACCUCAGCUUGUGCCUCAGCCUCAAAUGGUCAUGCCCUUGAUCUUAAAUGGGCUCCAAGCCCAAACUCAGCAGCACCAAGAGAACCAGCAAGGCCAGCUCCUUACCCAGUGUGUGCCAUUCGUAGGUCUCAGCACAGCCCAGCAAGCCCUUCUAACCCAAAGACUUAACAGCUUACAGAAUCAGUGGCCCUCUGCAGGAGUUCCAACAAACAUACAGCCCUGUGGGGAAGAGCAAAAGCAGACUGUAAAGUGUGAGAGAGAACAAAAAAGUGAGGCUAGCAGUGAGACAGUUGAAGAAAAGGUCUCUAAUCAGAUCAAAGAUGAGCAUAACUGGACUGCACAGAAACUUAAGGACGAGAACAGUAAAGACAUUGCACAGAGUUCUGAUACAGAAAGCAAAGUGAAGGUUCAGAAUAAUGAAAACAAUGGGAAGGCACAUGGCGAUAGCACAACAGAUGGAGACUGCUCAACGAAUCAGUUGGACCUGGAAGGUGAUAAAGCAGCUAGCCUGAAUCUCUCCCCAGCGGGCACAGAGAAGAGCCUCCGCAAUAACAACCUCUCCCCUUGUGCAUCUGUACCCAGCAACUCAAGCCUCAGUCCUGUACAUUUAAACCUUACCCUUAGUCCUGAUUCUACUCCUCAAAAAUCCCAAUCAGGCACAAGCCCUUGUGGCUCUCUUGGCACCCCAAAAUCCAGCUCAAGUACCAAUGCCUUAACUAACAGCCAAAAUCGUCUUCAUUGUAAUACAGUUGAUUCCAUUUAUCCAGACCUUCCAGUGCUUUCGGAGUUCCAGUCAGAGGUUAUGUGGGCCUUCUUUGAGUCACGUAGUGAGGCUGAUGCUGCAAGUCCUCCCCAUGAGGACUGUGAAGCUCUGGGCAGAGAGGUGGGACUUUCUGAAGAAGAGGUACGAAGGUGGCUGACCCAAGCCCGACAUGCAAAACAAAGACAGAGGGCAACCGAGUUGGAACACCUGGCCGGUGUUACAAGGCAUAGUCAGAGUUCUGAUAAUGACUAUGAUGAUGAGGAAAGCUCACUGAUAAUAGCAGAAGGUGAGGAUGAUGGUGAAGCAUUUAGUAAUCAGGCAAUAGAUUUGUCUAGUACGAGAGGGAAACGCAAACAUAGAGAGCUGGGAAGGGAGGGUCAGGGAGAUUCCUGUCUCACAUCUGACUCAGAAAACGAAGUCUACACCUCUGUCAUUGUUUCAGACGAGGAAAGUCAGAAUGGGUCUUUAAGAGAUGAUCCUGAAAGCCCUGCUAAAGAUGAAGCACAGCGGGAGGUCCACAGCGAUAAGGGUUCAGUUGGAGGAAAGGUAUUGCGUUCCACGACUGUAUUUCUGUCCGAUGCGGAGGAUGAAUAUGAAGAUGAGGAUGGUGGAGGUGGUCAGGGGGCCAAGAGGAAAAAACAAAAGGGAGAGUUUGAGCAUGAUGAGGUGGAGGUGAAAAAGGAAAGACAAGACCCAGAUGUGGAUCUAGAGUUGGAGGCCCAAGGAGAUCCUCCAAGCUCACAGUCCAACGCAGUGGACCCCUCUGAAAUCCCAGCUGGUGCUCUCCACCCGCUUCCCUUAUCAUUUACUCCCUUUUCUACUCAGUUUCUUAGCCCAUAUGUUCUCUCCCUUACUCCUUCAUUGGUUGGGGAUGGGAACAAAGCCCCCUUUUUUCCCAACCCACCAACCAUCACACGCUUCUCCAGCUCUCUUCUUUCACAGUCUCUCUUCUCACAAAACCAAACUUCUCGCUACCUGUCCAAUGGUGAUGACUGUGAGUCAGCUCUUGAUCUCAGCAUGGGCAAAAACAGCUCAAAAUCUGCUUUGUCCUCAUCAUCUCUAGCUGAUAAAAUUGCAGCACAGAAGGGACAGUUGCUGGACGGACUUGGCCUGAGGCCCACAUCCAAAGGUCUGGUAGUCGUCCAGGUUAAGCCGGAAUCUGUUACUGUGCCCUCUUCUAACAAUAUUACGAACAUGGUCAACUGCAGCAGUCUGACAAAGUCGAGCAUUUACAUGAGGCCAGGAGAAAAAAUGAGUGCCACUCUAUUGGAAAGGGAGCAAGAGAAGGAGCGGGAAAAAGAGAGGGAGCAGGAGCAGAGGAAGUCCAAAGGAAAAAGGUACCGUGAUAUGCGACGUUCAAGGACCAUCAUUCAAGCAGAACAACUUGAUAUUCUGUAUGGCUGCUAUUUCAAAGACCCAAAUCCUGGGAAACAUGAAUUUGAACAGAUUUCAGAGUGGGUCCACCUUCCAAAGAAGGUUGUUCAGAUUUGGUUUCAGAACAUGAGGGCGAGGGAAAGAAAAGGUGAGGUCCGAUUCAUUGGUGACGGGACCUUGGCAGCAGUUGGUAAACCUCUCAUCAAAUUUACUUGGCCUCUUUCCAAACCCAUAUUCUCUAACAAGCCUGCUACAAACAAUACUGGGGGAAUUACAACUACUCCAAUUGUUCGCACCCUCAUCAAGACGGAGAGGGAGCCUGUAAAUGAGCUGGUCAAACCAGCCCCAGUUGUGAUGAAAAAAAUAUCCCCUGUUCCUAUAAAGCCCAAGGAGAUAGUUUCUUCCACCGCAGUAUCUCCUGUGAGCAGCAGUGCUUCUGCAGUGCCAAAGACCACGCUCGAAACCACCAGCAACAUCACUAUGGUUAAAGUUGCACCCAAAGGAAAUACCCCUGCCCUCUUGGCACCACCCAAGGAUUUAAUUCCAAUUGCUCCACGACCAGCCCAGAAACGAAAGCUACAAGAUGAGAGCGAGGAAGAAAAGACUGAUGAAGAGCGAGACAAUGAAAGCGAAAUUGGUCCUGGACCAGGAACCACUAACCGCAUGGUGCCGAAGCUGCCCACAACUCCCAUCAACAACAGGCCUUCAUCCACAACAGUGGUGCCACAAAAACAGAAUGGGUUGAACUAUUGGACCCCCAAAGUCCCCAUUAAGAUCAACACUCUAUCCAGAGAACAACUGGCUCUUCCUACACACACAGCUCCUCGUACCAUCCCACCUCCUCCCACCCCCAGCAUUGCACCAGUCAGCCCUAACACCCCUAGUUCUGCCAAAGUGGCCAGCCCCUCCACCCCAUGUGUAGCUAAAUCAAGCCCAACAGAAAGCAGUUUUCCGCCCCACUCAUCCAGCCGUAGGCCACGCACUCACUUGUCGUGCCUACAAUUGUCCAUUCUACAGUCGUGUUAUGAGACCUGUGCCCACCCCAAUGCCAUGGAGUGCGAGGCAAUUGGCACUGAGCUCAACCUACCACUCAAGGUAGUACAGAUUUGGUUCCAAAACACAAGAGCCAAGGAGAAGCGCUGGAGGCUGCAGCAGGAGAAAAUGUCUCCUCUGUCAGGCGGGAAGGUGGACAUGAGCUCAGGAAGCUACCUGCAGUACAGCGCUCUCAAGGCCAAUCGUCCCAUCCUACCCAAGCCUGUUCAGCUAACAGUUACCGAACCUCCAGCUUCCCCAGUGCCCGGCCAGCCGGUGCCGAAGGAGACCCUGACAGGGCGCUGCGAUGCUUGCAACGUCUCCUUUGAAUCCCGGGCUGCAGCAAGGGCCCACGUCUUCUCCCCACGUCACCUGGCAACCCUGAGAACCACUAACUUUGGCCAGCCAACAGCUCUCGUCAACAAGAGCGGAGCCGGCAACAGCGGACCCGGAAGUGCUGCUCUUUCCACUACUGUAACCAGCUCUGGCGGUGGUUCUGAAGGGGAGAUAGUUAUCGAGUUGCCUCUAGCGAUGGCCACCAGCAACAGUUAAAGACUCAGAUCGGGAUUGGUCUGCACACUGACUAUUGUUGGACCCAUUUGGGCUCCUCAGAUUUUAAUAAACAAAUUUGAGCACUAAUCCUCAAAAGCUAAUAAUCUUUAGUUUUUGAUGUCGGCUCCUCCUGCACCCGCUAUCCUUUGCUCAUCCUUCACUGACUUGAUAUCCGUUAUCUAUAGAGCUCACCUGGUAUCAAAUACAACAGCAGACUCUUUCCAUGCUGCUUGUCACUUAAACAGUUGCUGUCUGAUAAGUGAUAAAACCCCUCUCAAGUUUCCCUUAAUCAUGAUUUUAUCCAUACAUUUUUGGUCCUAACCCUGUGGUUAUGUAUUACCUUACUUCUAUGACCUUCCUAUAAUUUGUAAAGGCACUCAGCUUGCCAUGCUUGAGCUGUUCUACCCUAAAAACUGAUGCAAGUGUUUCCUUUUUUUGGCAGUGGCCAUGGUGGGAUUUUUGGGAAACACUUUUUGGGAUAACAUGAAAAUGUUCACAUGUAUAAUUCCCACUUUGCUCCUGUGGAAUUGUUUUUCUCACGCCUACUUUCACCUUUAGGGCAAAGAUUGCUUGGAUAUAAUACGACUGGACUAAACCGUUGGGAGAGGAAGAACUGGUCUUAACUGUCACCUUUUUGUUGCUACAGGAGGGUGAUUUUCAGAGCGUUGGCUACUCACUACUUUGGGAUAUAAAAGGAGGUACUUUGGAGAGAAUAGGGCUGUUGAAUUGUCCCCAUGUUCACAUUCAUAGUUUCACGACAAUCCAAAUAGGCAGCGCAAAUAGAGGCUGAGGGAAGUAGAAUCUUUGGCAUACCGCACUUUGACACAUUUUACAUUGUUUGAAAUGUUUUUAAGCAUUCGAAUGCAGGUGUCUUUUAUGGAAGGAUACGCUGAUGCAUGUUGGAUGCCUUAAUAUAAAUCAAAUGAAAUAAAUGUUUUUCUUUUCUUUUCUUUUUUUCCCCCUUAAUCAAAUAUAACAUGCUUUAGAUUUGAGCAUAAUUGUGCAAAAACUGGGUAUAUGGAAGAAGAGCUUUAUUCCAAAAUGCUUUUACAUAACCUUUUUUUUUUUUGUUUUGUGGUUUGGGGGUUUUAUGUUUUAUCUUUUUGUCUUUGGGAGAAUAUUUGUGAAUGUCACAUGUUUAUAAAACUUUCAGCAUUCUCUUGGCCAAGGAGUAGAAUUACCAACUAUUUUACUUUCACAUGUUUGCUGUAAAUUUCACUUCCUACCCAAAUGUGUGUCUCAUUUUGGAAUUUAGCUCUUCAGACCUGUUGUUGAGGUUCACCUUUUUUUAAAGCUGUGGUAUUCAAGCCCGGGAGAUCUUCGUAUAAAGUUGGUAAAUUUAGUCACCACCAUCUGACAAAGAGGUUCAGACUGAUUUCCAACCCUUUCUUUUUGUUUGUUUUUUGUUAAUACUGUGUAUAAAGCCCUUUUCAGAUUUAAUUCCUGGCUUCACUAGUCUCUUAAAAUGAUGGCUUUUUUUUUUUCCAUGUGUAGGACACUUUUGUGUGCUGCAUGGCUCAGAAACAUAUCUUGCUUCUGAUUUGGGAUUAGUCAAAACGCAUCAUAGAAGUAUAUUUUCAUUAUAUGGCAAAUUACAAACUGAGUUUGUGAGAAAGCGUGCUUUUUAGCACGUUCUUCAGUGAGCCAAGCAACUUGCAAAGCUGCACAAAUGAUGUGCACGAGCCAAUCAAUGCGUCCGCAUGCGGUUCACAUUUGUGUUGAAAGUGAUACCUGAAUGUUACCCAGUCUGGUGUAGUACCUUUUACAGAAAAGUGAUUUGGAUGCCGAUCCAAAUAAGAAGCCAACAGAUGCCGUCAUCACUGAAAGGGGCUUUAGACAGAAGUUUAGUAUAUGUGUAAUCAUUUCAUUUACUUCAAUAUUUAUACAGAUGAUAAAGGAAGCAAUUAAAAUCUGGCGUAACAGAUUUUUAUUUAGGUCAAAAGCCAAACCUCUAGAAUGAUACAGCAGGGUUUGAAAUGGGUUGUUUCCCCAUACUUGUUUUUCUCUGAAUUUCUGUUCAGUUUUGAAGCAGAGUUAGUGAUUCUGAUAACGUACGUGCUGUGAAAUGAGAGCUAAUAUCUGGAAACCACAACAAGGGAGACAGCUGGGUAUUACAAGUAUCCUUAAGGGACAAAUGGAUACUCAAAUCUAGGAAGCAAAUUAGGAAACAUAAAAUGUGUUGACUGAGAGCUAAUAAGAUGGUGCUGUGUUGAAGGACACUUAACAUACUAAAGAUGUUUUCCUUCAAUUUAAGUUGUAUAUUAAUGUUACUAUUGAUAGUUUUAACAAAAUGCAAAACUAAACAUGAACUUUUUUUGUAAAGAAAUAUAUUAAAAAUAACUGAUAUUCCAAAGUAAUCCUCCCUUUGCUUUCUGUCAUUCAAAAACCAAAAAGCAAUCUUUAGGUUGACAGAGAGCAGGAGAGGUGUUCGUAAAUGCAAACUGUAAAGGACGUCCCACGGCUUGACACUUGCACUAGUCCACAAUUUUUGCACAAGCUACAGACAUUUCAAACGAACACAGCCAUCACCACAACAUUAAGAGUCACUCUGUGUGGUUUUGAAACGAGGAGGGUAACGCUGUCCUUCGACGACUAAUAAUUUCUUACUCCUGUUGGAAGCUGUACCUUGUGUGUAAAGGAGGGACUGGAGUGCUUGAACCUCAAGACUGGGAUUACACACGCACACACAUAGACACGGUGUUGCACUGUCCAAACUAGAUAUGUUUUUAUGGAGAUCUGCUUUUUAUUCUCUUAUGUUUCAUUGUCACUUUGAUUAUCACUAUUGUUAUAACUGUACUACUACUUAUACGAUUUAUUAUUACUACUCAUCACUGUUUUUGAUUGAUUCAUAAUGGUUUUAAAUGCCACCGCUCUGCUCAGAUAGAGUAUGGUAUUCCUAUGAAUAUUGAACAAUAAUAGUGGCAGUGUUGUUAUGACUUGUUAGACUUUUGAUUAAGCUGAUUUUUCCUCCUCACUUGUACUUGCCUUUUUUGUGUUUGGUCUCCAUUAUGCUUUCUUUGAUAUACAGA